This is a messenger RNA of Podospora anserina S mat+, 1620 nucleotides long. RefSeq lists its product as uncharacterized. Lineage: Eukaryota; Fungi; Ascomycota; Sordariomycetes; Sordariales; Podosporaceae. The transcript has 5 exons. Gene Ontology annotation, molecular function: oxidoreductase activity, acting on paired donors, with incorporation or reduction of molecular oxygen; heme binding; monooxygenase activity. The record is from RefSeq and is a predicted model, not a curated record. The coding region runs from base 1 to 1620 and encodes 539 amino acids.
AUGCUGGAGCAACUCAGUGGUUUGAUGGAGGCAGCCCCGCCACUACCGGUCGUUGUGCUGGCUUGCCUCGGGGUUUACCUCAGUGGCGUGUCAUUAUACCGACUUUACCUUUCCCCGCUUUCCCGUUUUCCAGGCCCCAAACUUGCAGCACUCACGGGUUGGUACGAGUUUUACUACGACAUCAUUAAAGACGGCCAAUUCUACUUGAAGGUACAGAAGCUGCAUGAAAAAUAUGGCCCCAUCAUCAGGAUCAACCCCUGGGAGCUCCAUGCCAGCGACCCAGUGUUGUUUUCUCAGAUCUACUCAUCUGGUGUCAAGCAUCGUAUCGAGAAAUAUGCCUGGUCUCAGCAAGGGCUGCGUCUGAUUGACAACUCCCACAUUCUGACCGAGUCGCAUGAGCUACACAAACUGCGACGAAAGCCUCUUGCGACAUUCUUCUGUUCAAGAAACACCGAUAAUAUGGAGCCGAUUAUAUGGCAGAUCUCACGGCGAAUACGAUCGAGACUCCAGAAGCUUAACCGAUCAGGUUCGGUGGUCAAGAUGGAAGACCUGUUUACGGUCGUAUCCGCUGAUCUGGUGACCGCUUUCAGUUUUGAUGAUGCGGUAGAUUUGACGGAGACUGAUGAACUACAACUUCCGGGCUCAAUCUACUCAGCCCUCCAAACAGUGGCUCGGGUUUCGGCUUGGUUGAAUCAUUUCUCCUGGGUUACGGGUCUAAUCAACGCCAUCCCCCCAACUCUCCUCUUGCGGCUGGCCCCGACGGUGGCAACGAAUAAUCGCUUGUAUUUGCUCGUUAAAAAGCAAUUUGACUCCUCCCGUGCCGCGCGCAUCUCGACGUCCAAGACCACUGUCACCAUCUCAGACGACGAAUUGACAGACGAACUUCUCAGUCCCGACACCAAGCUCAUUGCCCAUCUUCUGAAUAGCAACCUACCCCCACACGAAAGGACUCCCGAGAGGGUCUGCGCGGAGCUACUCACAAUAUUCAUGGCGACCAUCUUCAACAUACCACGGGUAAUGAUGGUGACUACAUAUCAUAUUUUGGCCAAUCCAGACAUCAAGGAGAAGCUCCGCUCUGAAUUGGUUGACCUUCUCGGACCCGAUAUGGACUCAAAGCAGGAGACGCCGGUUUGGAUAAAGCUCAACAAAGCAGAGUAUCUCAAGGCUUGUGUCAAAGAAGGACUUCGCCUCUUCUUCGGAGCCCUGCGCGGGUCAGCCAGACGAAACCUAGACGCCCCGAUCGUAUACAAAGACUGGGUUAUCCUCCCCGGUACACCAGUGGGCAUGUCUGCCUGGAUGUUGAACACCGAUCCUGAGGUCUAUCCUGAUCCUCUCGCCUUCCGCCCAGAGCGGUGGUUACCAGGGAAUCACAAGCCGGAAAUGGACAGGAAUUUUGCAAGCUUGGGUAGGGGUUCCAGGACAUGUUUGGGGAUUCAUCUGGUUUAUGUCUUCAUGAGACAUCUCCUGGUUGCAAUGUUCGGACCGGGGGAUCGGCCGGAACUGACGUUGUAUGAGACGGAGGAGUCGGAUGUUGCCACGACAGUCUCUGGGCUUUCGGGGUUGGCGAAGAGGGGGGCUAGGGGGUUGAGGGUGGUUGUGGAGUGGAUGAGUGCUUGUUAA